UUAACGGUUGAAUUGACAUUGUCCUAUAGUGAGAUGCGAAACAAGGUUUUGUUCGAUUUUUUCUUAAUGAGUGAGCUUAUUUAUGUACUUUAUCGUGGACUAAUAAAUUUUUGUCUAUUAUAUACUUUUUUUUCUGCUCUUACAAUUUUACAUGGGUGUUUCGAAAAAGGUAUAGCUAUGUUUAUAAGUCCUCACGUGACAAAUAUCUAUUAAUAACUCACCCCUAGUUAAUAAAUCUAUUAAU
This is a messenger RNA of Rhizophagus irregularis DAOM 181602=DAOM 197198, 244 nucleotides long. The record is from RefSeq and is a predicted model, not a curated record. Lineage: Eukaryota; Fungi; Glomeromycota; Glomeromycetes; Glomerales; Glomeraceae.